AUGGUGCCUCUAAAACGGCAAUCCAAAUUCACACAACGCUUAAGAUUAUCAUGUUCUAAACUACUGAAAAAACUGCACUUCAAUAAGGAUUAUGCUACUGACGAUUAUUCAUUUCUUUGCAGAUUGGAUAUGGGGAGUCUUGCGGUUGAAACUGAGGAUGUGAGCUCAGAUAUAUACCUUUCGUUGGGGCUUAAAGAAUUAGAUAAAGGAGUAGGAGUUCCUCGGGUUUUAUCACUUGUCUCUUCUCUUCUUGAGAGAUCAGUUCAGAGAAAUGAAACACUAUUGGAGGCUAAUCACAUAAAAGAUGUUGUUACAGUAUUUCAUGGUUUAAGAGCUCCUACACUGAGUGUUCGAAAGUACAUUGAUCGUAUCUUCAAGUACUCAGGUUGCAGCCCAUCCUGCUUUGUUGUGGCACACAUAUAUGUGGAUAGAUUUAUUCAGCACACAGAAAUCAAAUUGACUUCUCUGAAUGUGCACCGGCUUUUGAUAACAAGCAUUAUGCUAGCCGCAAAGUUUAUAGAUGACGCAUUCUACAAUAAUGCUUACUAUGCAAAAGUUGGGGGAGUAAACACGUCUGAAUUAAACAGGUUGGAGAUGAGCUUUCUGUUUGGCAUAGAUUUUAGACUUCAGGUUAGUGUAGACACGUUUGGAAGAUAUUGUAGGCAAUUGGAGAAGGAAGCCGCAGAAACACUCCAAAUUGAAAGGCCAAUGCAGGCUUGUCGAAUUAAAGAAAGUUGGUCAAACAAAGAUGACCCUACUUGUGCUUCCACAAUUGCAAGAUGA
Molecule: messenger RNA, 783 nt
Organism: Sphenostylis stenocarpa
Lineage: Eukaryota; Viridiplantae; Streptophyta; Magnoliopsida; Fabales; Fabaceae
Source: the annotation of a GenBank genome assembly